CAUUUGGCGCCCGACUCGGUUCCUGCACACAUUCUGUCAUAAGCGAACGCGACUUUCCUGCCUCCCAUUUCACCUCCCUCGAACGACUGCACGCAUCUUUGGAUCUCAUCCUCUGUUUCACUCACAAAACCUCACCAACAAUGUCAUGGAAGCUCUAAUCUACGAUGAAUCACCUAUAGCCGAAUAUCUAGAAGCAGACGCCAUACCAUUCGAACCCGCUGAACAGCCUUCCUCCCCGAAUUGCGCCCAAACUUUUGCCCCACGAGGUCUACCAAGAAUUCGAGAACGACUGCGAACGCUGCGUCAAACGGCUGCGUCCGUCACCGAUGCUGCCAACGAGGAAUUUCUCGAACGUUUUCGUUACGCCAUCGUCGCGUCACAACUCCUCUACGACGAUCCCAAGCCGAGAAUCCAGAUUCAAGAUGAGCAUACAUUUGACGAAAACACCUUUUCGGUCAGGGGGGCCCUUAUGACAGCGGUCAUCUCAUUCUCAACACCGUGCUUGCUGCAUCUUCUAAGAUGGCGCUACCAGAGCUCCAGACCGCCAGGCCUUGCCGAGAUAUCGAUCUACAUUUCAUUGUUGAUAGUAGGUUGCAUACUUGCAAUCUACUUCCUGCGUCGCCAGUACCUGGACCUCACUCGGAGGUCGACUGGGUCAACACUGGACAAAAUUCUGACAGAAUCACACAAUAUUGACACUGUUGUGGGUGAAGGACUCCGGUUCGUUCAGGAAGUUGAGGUUGUCUCCCGAGGGUAUGAAAUCAGCCACCCUAUGCCGCCGAUUAGUCGGUUGGAAGACCAAAAUGCGAAUGUACAGUGUCGCGAGUUACGGGCCUGUCUAGGAUCGACUUUAAGAUACAGCAUCGGUCAAUCCGUCGAAGCUCAUAAUGCUAUGCAACCAUUUCUGAGGGAACAGGACCUAAAAAGUUAUCAUGAUAUUUACGAUGUUUCGAUGCAGGAUUAUACUGAUGCUGUCACAUUUGCAAACAGCAUACCGUCCGACACCAAGGACACGCUCAAGGAACUCCGCUUCCUAUUUCGAUUACAUUUCAUGGCGAGAAGAGUUUUUCUUUGCGAUUUAUUAGCGCUUCAUUCCAGUUCCACCUGGCAAAAUAUUCGUCAGUGGCGCAAAACGUUGCGAAUCUUGCAGGACUUUGAGACUGCUUCGUCUCAGGCCGCUCGAGACGUCCGCGCAACUGUUGUACAAGAAGAGUUUGGGAACAAUUCGCGUCUGAAAGGACCAGAAGACAUUGCCCCGUUGGCGACCAACCAUGCAGAAACGAGCACACCCCAGAAGCGACAUACCAGAGCACAGCUACGCAGGUUUGACGCUGUCGCCAAUGCCAUCCGGUCCUUGCAUGCCAAGGUACACCUCCUGAGGGAAGAGAUGAAUGCCUUAACCUCAGACGAGGAUGACCCGGGUUUGAGCAUGGCGAUUGCUCGAAAAUAUGAGGGCCUAGGCCCUGAGAUACGCAAUACUCUGGGCGAGUGGGAGAAGGGGCGAAAUACCAUGUUCCUUAGUAUGAGUUCAGAUCCUGAACGUCGUUUCUCUGCAGCGUCCACCGAGAUCCGCUCCCCUGCAUCGCCCUCACCGAGCAGUCUGGGUGGUAUGACUGUCGUGGAUGAAGGUCCUGCAGAAGCGCUAAGACUGCUAAUUGGCGAGGGGCGAGGUUGCUCUGACGGAGGCCCCUUAGACGAGGAAGUGUUUGAGGCUGUGGCCCUUCCGCGUAAGAGAAUGUCAUGGACACCAAUGAGCCGCGAGGAAAAGCUCAACAGGCUGCAUGAGGAGCGCAAGAAGCGCGCCACGCUGCACGAGCAUGCAGAGAAUACGACCAGCAUGUUGCGAGAACUGCAGAUGGUCAUCAAGCACAGACCCAAUCAGGCCCGAUCAGAGGCACGGGUCACGUCGAUAUAGUCUUACCUCGACCAACUAAUUAGCAAUACAGUCCAUCAUGGUCCAGACUGAAUGACUGAUAUUUCGUGCAAAAGCCAUAUCGGGGCAGGUCUGAUGAAGCCUUGUUAGUCGAAUCUCACAAAGGGAUGCGUCACUCCCAGGUCGACCGUCUGGCACCUUCCACACAAGGAACUUUUCGGGUCGGUGAACAUAUCCCACACGGUUUUCUGAUGGGAACGAGGCGGCAUCCCAA
This is a messenger RNA of Exophiala viscosa, 2147 nucleotides long. RefSeq names its product proliferating cell nuclear antigen. The transcript is spliced from 2 exons. Lineage: Eukaryota; Fungi; Ascomycota; Eurotiomycetes; Chaetothyriales; Herpotrichiellaceae. Bases 146 to 1915 code for a protein of 589 amino acids. Gene Ontology annotation, cellular component: plasma membrane. Gene Ontology annotation, molecular function: myosin binding. Gene Ontology annotation, biological process: cell-cell adhesion. The record is from RefSeq and is a predicted model, not a curated record.